AUGAGCAGGAACAAUGGCAAGGGGCCGAAGCUGGACCUGAGGCUGAGCUUCUCGCGGUCACGCGGCGGCGGCGGCGGCGGCGGCGGCGGAGGGGGUCCAUCGGCUGCGCCGCCGGGAGGUAGCAACUCGCCGAGGAGGAUGUCUUCGUCGUCUUCUUCCUCGGCAUCCCCGCCGAGCUCGUGCGUGUCGUCGGAGGGGAGCCCGGAGGCUGGCGGGGGCAGUGGUGGCUCGGCGAUGAUCCUCGCGGGCUGCCCCCGGUGCAUGAUGUACGUGAUGCUGUCGCGGGAGGACCCCAAGUGCCCCAAGUGCCAGAGCACAGUGCUCCUCGACUUCAACGACGUGGGCGCCGACCACCGCAACCCAGGGUUCGGCUCCGGCAAGGUCGGCAAGGGCAAGCGCGGCUGA
This is a messenger RNA of Triticum turgidum subsp. durum (durum wheat), 405 nucleotides long. The record is from the annotation of a GenBank genome assembly. NCBI's taxonomy places the organism in Eukaryota, Viridiplantae, Streptophyta, Magnoliopsida, Poales, Poaceae.